AUGGUCUUUUGUUUUGUCAUAGGUAACAGCGUUAAUACUGCUUUCGAGGUUAUAGAAGACGAAAAAACUACCAUUUCAAGACUCAAGGAAAUAAUUUUUGGAAAAAAUCAAAAAUGUUUCAGUGAUAUUGAUGCAAAUAAGUUGCGUCUUUGGAGAGUUAAUAUUCCUUGGGACAGUGGCGAUAAACUGGGAAAACUAGAACUACUUCGAACUAGAUCUUCUAAUGAAGAUAUCAUUAUACAAAAACUCGGAGGCGAACUGUUAUAUCCUAAUAUGGAUAUUGGUAACAUCUUUACGCAGGAUUCCAAAGACAUUCAGAUUAUUGUGCAAUUACCAUCUUUACCUGCUAUCACUGGAAAGAGAAAAAUGGUAGAGGAUGAGGAAGAUGAAUUCCAGGCAAAAAAAGAAAAACUCAAAAGAAUUCAAUUUCAUAUUCCAGCUGGGAUACUACGUGGGAGUUUAGAAAUGCACCAACAAGAUGAGGAAAAGUUUCAAAAUUUAAUAAAUAGCUUACCAAAUAUUAAUAUACAGGAUAAGGUAUUCAAAAUUCCAAGAUUACCAGGAGAUAAUGAAGAUACGUAUAUUUAUAACCGAGAGUGUUAUAAAUAUUUAUGCAAUUUUAUACUCGAAGAUACAAAAUUCAGGCGAUACCUUAUAACUGGAAAUCCAGGUAUUGGGAAAACCUUCUUUGGAAGGUUAAUGCUAAUAGAGCUUCUUAAAAGGAAUAAAUCAGUUUUAUUAGAUUGUGAAACCUUUACAGUUUGGAUUCAUCCUACAGGUGAAAUAUACACUGUAGUGAACAAGACACAAUACAGGCAAAUGGCGGAACAACCAAAUGUUUGGUGUAUAAUCGACGGAAAAAGAGACCAAGUGGGUCAUGAUUUUUCUAAUGGAAAGUUAAUUAUGGUGAGUUCACCAAAGAAAGCAAUAGUCAGAGAUUUUGCAAAACAGUGGUGCAGAAGUCUUUACAUGCCAACAUGGAAUGAGAAUGAGCUUGAAGAAUGUUGGAAUAAUCUAUAUAGAAAAAGUGGAAAAUUUACUCUAAAAUCAGUAAAAGAUAAGUUCAAGUUAUGUGGUGGGAUUGCACAAUGGAUCUUUAAUGAUCAUCAAUCACUGUCAGAUAUUGAUUCAGUUAUCAAGCAAGCGCUUAUAUCAGUUGAACUGAACAUGCUCUAUAAUCAAGCUAAAGACUUCUCAGAUGAUGAAUAUACUUACAAACUAAUUCAUAUAAAUACCAACAUUAAAAGAACAGAUGAAGCUGAACCAUACACCGAAUCCUUCUACUUUUUUGCGUCAGAUAAUGUUGCAAAACAAUGCUUAAAAAAGUUUAAAAAAAAUUAUAAACAGCGUCUUUGUAGUUUUAUUGAGAGUACAAAGAAUAUACCAGAAAUGAGAUCUCUCUGUGAACAGUUAUUCAAAUUAGUAUCACAUGAAAUUCUUCGUCAAGAAAAAGUCUUUCCGGUACAUAAACUCACAGAUGAUGGUAAAUUAGAACCUGAAACAACUAUUACUUUGGAAUCUCUGAAAGAAAUUUUCUUCAAUAAUUUUAGCGAUAUCAAAGAAAAUAUCAGAUAA
Rhizophagus irregularis DAOM 181602=DAOM 197198 is the source of this 1575-nucleotide messenger RNA. RefSeq lists its product as uncharacterized. The record is from RefSeq and is a predicted model, not a curated record. NCBI's taxonomy places the organism in Eukaryota, Fungi, Glomeromycota, Glomeromycetes, Glomerales, Glomeraceae.